Messenger RNA from Aphanomyces invadans, 2256 nucleotides. RefSeq lists its product as hypothetical. The coding region runs from base 46 to 1350 and encodes 434 amino acids. Lineage: Eukaryota; Oomycota; Saprolegniomycetes; Saprolegniales; Verrucalvaceae. The record is from RefSeq and is a predicted model, not a curated record. The transcript has a single exon. Gene Ontology annotation, molecular function: phosphatidylinositol transfer activity.
CAUCAAGACACCAAACCGGAAUUUGAAGUGCCGAGCGCACACACGAUGGCGGCGACGGGCGACGUCCGACACCAAGGCAUGUUGUGGCUUGCGUGCUCGUUCCUCGUGAUCCUCUUCCUCGACAGCAUCCAAGAAGUCUCGCUCCUGCAGAAGAUUGUCCUUGUCGUGUGGUGUUUCCUCGGAAAGGUGUACCUCCACGAUUUGAACGCUGUCGCAGUAACACCCGCCAAGUCGCCGUUGCAGUCCCCUCGUCGGCGCACAGCACCGAAGCCACACAACUCCAAGCACCACAAAUACAGUCCCAAACCUGCAGUCCCAACUCCACCCACAAUAAGCAAGUCGUUCUCCCUGGGAUCCUUGAACCAACACACGCACGAUGACGACCAGCAUGCCCCUGCGCUCAAACGGUCGCAAACUGCAUCGUCGUUGACCCCCUUGCAUCCAGAACCGAUGAGCAUUCUGGAACACUUGCAAGAACCUUUCAGCCCACGUACCGACUCGGAAGCGAAUUCGUCGCCCAAGUCGGACGGAGAAUUUAUCUUGGGCGAAGAUGACGCGUCUCGCCUGGAAACGUUCAAGACCAUGUUGAACUUGGCCGACUCUGUUGGCCUGCCGUACACGGACGAGUACCUCCUCAGUGUCAUGGACGUGCCUGGUCGCGCGUUGCAAUACGCCGCCGACAAACUGAAUCGCAUCAUCGCGUGGCGCAACGACUACAAAGCACACACGAUCACGCCGGCUGAAGUAGCAUCGCAAUUCAAGACUUGCUCCAUGUACUGGUAUGGGUACGACUUCCACAACCGACCGAUCUUGUGGCUGCGUCCAAAGAAGAAGGACUGGACCAACAUGAACAACGACCUGGAAAUUCGCGCCAACGUAUUUAUCCUUGAACUCGCGAUCAAGCAAUUCAUGCCGCCUGGCGUCACUUGCUUCACGCUCAUCCUGGACUGCAAGGACGUCGGGUACCGGGAGGUCGACAUCAGCUUGACCAAGAACCUCGUGCAAGUCACGACAGGCAACUACCCGGACCGCAUCGGAUGCAUUGGGGUCGGGCCUCUCACGAUGCUCGUUAAGGCGUUGACGCGCAUCUUUUCACCGCUCCUGCCCCAACGCCUUCGGGACAAGGCUCGAUUCAUGGACAACCCGCUCGCAACGCUGUCCGAGAUCAUGCCGGCGGACGUGAUUCCGACUUUUAUGGGCGGGACGAACCCGCACUUUCUGAACGCGGACGACGAGGCUGGUCGGUUUGAGUACGACUUUAUGGUGUCUGAAAUGCGGAGGCGCAUGGGCAUGAUCGUGCAGGCCGACGACACCGCGACGGCACCGUCCGUGAACGACCCGCAUGUGUAGAUUUAGCUCCCACUUAUCAUUAUGCCAUACAAUUACGAUGCCGUUGCCGAUGCAAGCGUGUUACACGGACGUGUAGGCCUCGCGGUGGCGCUGCAUGUGGUCUGCUAUCCAUCCCAGUGUGUCGUGGGACUGCUGCUGCUUGGCCUGCAGAGAGUCGAUUUGCAUCGCCCACCUCCGAUCGUUCAGCCGACUGUGGUGACGUGCGACAAAUGUGAAGAGCGAGCGAGGUGUAGGGACGUCAUCUGCGUGGCUGGCGACUCCUGAGGAUGACACGUGGGCCUCCAUCGUGGCAAGCAGCGUUUGGAUGCGCACGCGGUCGACCAUGGCAGCGGGAAUUCCACUGGUCGGGACUGAUCCUUGGCGUUGGUGGCGAAGUCGAUCGCCACUUCUUGUGCCAUCGGGUGGCGGGCGUUGGAGGAUGUCGAGCAGGGUGAUGGGAACGCGAACUGAAGGAACGACGGAGACGUCGUCGUCGCCGUGCCGAUGAACGCGCAGUUUGCUGAGUUUCGUCGCCACGAACGACUGCAAGUUGACUUUGGUCCACUCUGGAACGAAUUGAGUCGGCGAGUUGUCGCUUGCCGAAGAUGAAGUCCGCUCGACCCCUUCAACGUGCUCGAGUUUCGUGGCGUGGUAGAAGGGUAAGGAAGGUGUGGUGUGCGCCAUGCCAGGCGCACGAUUUUGUUUCGUCGCGCACGGUGGUGAUGGAGGCAGUUCAAACGUCUCGUCCGCAUACUCGUCUUUCGACGACGCGUCCUCCUCAAACUCCUCCGCACCAUACUCCUCUCCAUCCAGCGACAUGGUCGUCUGUCCUAACAGCGCGGCGCUGCUUGGCGCAAUAUCGAUGGCAUGCUCGUCUCCAGGCGCGUCGUCAUCGCUCUCGAACGAGUCGCUGUACUCCAUCUUGUG